Molecule: messenger RNA, 2452 nt
Organism: Acomys russatus (golden spiny mouse)
Lineage: Eukaryota; Metazoa; Chordata; Mammalia; Rodentia; Muridae
Gene: Chuk
Product: component of inhibitor of nuclear factor kappa B kinase complex
Exons: 21
Coding region: 59-2296 (745 amino acids)
Biological process (GO): tumor necrosis factor-mediated signaling pathway; positive regulation of transcription by RNA polymerase II; peptidyl-serine phosphorylation
Cellular component (GO): IkappaB kinase complex; cytoplasm
Molecular function (GO): ATP binding; IkappaB kinase activity
Source: RefSeq, a predicted model, not a curated record
GGACCGGAACCGGCCUUGGACCGGCGGCGGAGCCUGAGGCGGCUGGUGCUCCCGCCCCAUGGAGCGGCCCCCGGGGCUGCGGCCGGGCGCGGGCGGCCCCUGGGAGAUGCGGGAGCGGCUUGGCACUGGCGGCUUCGGGAACGUCUGUCUGUACCAGCACCGGGAACUUGAUCUCAAAAUAGCAAUUAAGUCUUGUCGCCUAGAGCUAAGUACAAAAAACAGAGAACGAUGGUGCCAUGAAAUCCAGAUCAUGAAAAAGUUGAACCAUGCAAAUGUUGUAAAGGCCUGUGAUGUUCCUGAGGAAUUGAAUUUUCUAAUUAACGAUGUACCUCUUCUAGCAAUGGAGUACUGUUCUGGAGGGGACCUUCGGAAGCUACUCAACAAACCAGAAAAUUGUUGUGGACUUAAAGAAAGCCAGAUACUUUCUUUACUGAGUGACAUAGGAUCUGGAAUUCGAUAUUUGCAUGAAAACAAAAUAAUACAUCGAGAUCUAAAACCUGAAAAUAUAGUUCUUCAAGAUGUUGGUGGGAAGAUAAUGCAUAAAAUCAUUGAUUUGGGUUAUGCCAAGGAUGUUGAUCAAGGAAGUCUCUGUACAUCUUUUGUGGGAACAUUGCAGUAUUUGGCCCCAGAGCUCUUUGAAAAUAAGCCGUACACAGCCACUGUGGAUUAUUGGAGCUUUGGGACCAUGGUGUUUGAAUGUAUUGCUGGAUACAGGCCUUUUUUGCAUCAUUUACAGCCAUUUACCUGGCAUGAGAAGAUUAAAAAGAAAGACCCAAAGUGUAUAUUUGCAUGUGAAGAGAUGACCGGAGAAGUUCGGUUUAGUAGCCAUUUACCUCAGCCAAACAGCCUUUGUAGUUUAAUAGUAGAGCCCAUGGAAACCUGGCUGCAGCUGAUGCUGAACUGGGACCCACAGCAGAGAGGGGGACCUAUUGACCUUACUUUGAAGCAGCCGAGAUGUUUUCUAUUAAUGGAUCACAUUCUGAAUUUAAAGAUAGUGCACAUCCUAAAUAUGACUUCUGCAAAAAUCAUUUCUUUUCUGUUACCAUGUGAUGAAAGUCUUCAUUCACUACAGUCUCGAAUUGAGCGUGAAACAGGAAUAAAUACCGGUUCUCAAGAACUUCUGUCAGAGACAGGAAUUUCUCUGGAUCCUCGGAAACCAGCCUCUCAGUGUGUUCUAGAUGGAGUUAGAGGCUGUGAUAGCUACAUGGUUUAUUUGUUUGAUAAAAGUAAGACUGUAUAUGAAGGGCCAUUUGCAUCCAGAAGUUUGUCUGAUUGUGUUAAUUAUAUUGUACAAGACAGCAAGAUACAGCUUCCAAUUAUACAGCUGCGUAAAGUGUGGGCCGAAGCAGUGCACUAUGUAUCUGGGCUGAAAGAAGACUAUAGCAGGCUCUUCCAGGGACAAAGAGCAGCAAUGUUAAGUCUUCUUAGAUAUAAUGCUAACUUGACAAAAAUGAAGAAUACUUUGAUCUCAGCAUCACAGCAACUCAAAGCUAAAUUGGAGUUUUUCCACAAAAGCAUUCAGCUUGACUUGGAGAGAUAUAGUGAGCAGAUGACCUAUGGGAUAUCUUCAGAAAAAAUGCUGAAAGCAUGGAAAGAAAUGGAAGAAAAGGCCAUUCACUAUGCUGAGGCUGGUGUCAUUGGAUACCUUGAGGAUCAGAUUAUGUCUUUGCACACUGAAAUCAUGGAGCUGCAGAAGAGCCCCUAUGGAAGACGCCAGGGAGACUUGAUGGAGUCACUGGAACAGCGUGCCAUUGACCUUUAUAAGCAGUUAAAGCACAGACCUACAGAUCACUCCUACAGUGACAGCACGGAGAUGGUGAAGAUCAUUGUGCACACUGUGCAGAGUCAGGACCGUGUUCUCAAGGAGCUGUUUGGUCACCUGAGCAAAUUGUUGGGCUGUAAGCAGAAGAUCAUUGAUCUACUUCCCAAGGUGGAAGUGGCUCUCAGUAACAUCAAAGAAGCUGACAAUGCUGUCAUGUUUAUGCAGGGAAAGAGGCAGAAAGAAAUUUGGCACCUCCUUAAAAUUGCCUGUACACAGAGUUCGGCCCGCUCUCUUGUAGGAUCCAGUCUAGAAGGCACAGUAACCCCUCCAGCAUCAGCCUGGCUGCCUCCCACAUUAGCAGACCGUGAACAUCCUCUGACAUGUGUGGUAACUCCUCAAGAUGGAGAGACAUUAACACAAAUGAUAGAAGAAAAUCUGAACUGUCUUGGCCAUUUAAGUACUAUUAUUCGUGAAGCAACUGAGGAACAGAGCAGUAGUAUGGCGAGUCUUGAUUGGAGUUGGUUAACAGAAUGACUCGCCAUUUGUUCACUGUCCUCAAGACCAUGGAAGUUGUUCUGGCACAUAUUCGAAAUUCAUCCUUUGUCACUGAAGCUGGUCUUCACAUACCAGUCAGUGGAAGAAAUGGCUGUGAUCAGAAACUACAAAUGACUGUACAAGCACAGUACCUUG